AGGGGUGGUGCAGAUAGCAAACAAUAUCCUCUGUAUACAUAACCCAACCCACUCGCAUCUCCAUAUCUAACGACGUCGUAUGCACAAAACAAAAACCCCAAAGUAGCGUAGAAUCUUUCACUCUUCAUUCAAAGUAGCGUUAGAAUCUUUCACUCUUCAUUUCUAACUUCAAACCCCGCUCGUUUAUUCCAGAAAAAUUCAAGUCUCUGAAAAUUCAUCGAAAAUGAAGAAUUUCCAUAAACAUUACUUUUCAAAUAUUAUCAUAAACAGAGAAUUAGGCUUCUCAAAUCCAAACUCUUUUACUCAUCACUUUUAUGCUUCCCAGGUUCUUGCGAAGAAGUUGAAUUUAUAUGCGAAACUUGAGGGCCAUGAAGGAUGUGUGAAUGCAGUGGAAUUUAACUCAACUGGUGAUGUUAUUGUCUCAGGUUCUGAUGACAAACAAGUUAUGUUUUGGAAUUGGGAAUCCAAAACUAAACUAUUUGAUUACCAUUCUGGCCAUGAAGACAAUAUUUUUCAGACUAAAAUCAUGCCGUUCACCGAUGAUAGUCGAAUAGUAACUUCUGCUGGUGAUGGUCAGGUAAGGCUUGGCCUUGUCCAGGAGGAUGGUAGAGUUAACACUUCAAUGCUGGGGAAGCACCAUGGUUCUGUAUACAAGCUUGCUGUGGAGCCAGGAAGCCCCCACAUAUUUUAUAGCUGUGGUGUAGAUGGAUAUAUUCAACAUUUUGAUUUGCGAAGUAGUUCUGCUACGAAACUUUUCUGUUGUUUCUCGUCCAUAGGGAACAAAAAACAGCCUUCAAGAAAAGUAGGGUUGAACUCCAUUGUGAUUGACUCUAGAAUUCCAUAUUACUUUGCAGUAGGCGGAUUGGAUGAAUAUGCACGGGUUUAUGACAUAAGAAAAUGCCAGUGGGCUGCUUCAAGAGAUUCAGACCAACCUGUUAACACAUUUUGCCCUAAUCACCUAAUUGGGUCAAAUAAUAAUGUUCAUAUUACGGGAUUGGCCUACUCAAAGUCAAGUGAACUCCUUGUCUCAUAUAGCGAUGAGCUCAUCUAUUUGUUUGACAAGAAUCCCCCUUCAUCUGCUGCAUCUGAAGAUCUGAAAAAUCUUAAAGAGACACAAGUUUACUCGGGCCAUAGAAAUGCAAAGACAGUUAAAGGAGUGAAUUUUUUCGGGCCUAAUGAUGAAUAUGUGUUGAGUGGUUCAGAUUGUGGCCAUAUAUUCAUCUGGAAGAAGAAAGAUGCUAAGUUGGUGAGAUUAAUGGUAGGUGAUCAACAUGUUGUAAACCAACUUGAGACACAUCCUCACAUACCCUUUCUAGCUACUUGUGGCAUAGAAAAAAAUGUGAAAAUAUGGGCUCCUCUAGGGAGUGACACUCCUGCACUUCCUUCAAACGUUAAAGAGAUAAUUGAGGCAAACAGACAGGGAAGAGAAGAUCGAACACGGGUCACCCUUAGUCCCGAUGUUAUAAUGCAUGUUCUUCGCCUGCAGAGGCGGCAAACAUUGGCGUACACUGAAAGAAGACACGAUAGGGCGGAUAUUGUGAGUGACGAUGAAGAUGAAGAGGUGUAUCUUUUAGGAUUGGUAGAUGGUGAUAUCUCUUCUGAAGAGGAUUCUUCUGGAAAUUCCAGGGAUUGCAACAUUAGCUAAAGCUUAAAAAAUAAGUUUUGUUGCUGUUGGAUGACUAAUUCCUUAGAAUAUGCCGUUAACCUCGCUGUUUUUCACUGAGGGGUACCACAUGCAUUCAUCUUUAAACCAUGUGCUAACAAACAUCACUAGGGAAUAGAUUGGUAUGCAAUAUAAAGGCUAGAUUGUUCCCGAUGAAGUUUGAAGUUCUGAUCAAUUGUAGGCAAAUUCAGAUACUAUGCUUACAGGUGUAUAUUUGGUAUUUGGUAUGUACAAAUAAUCUCUCUCACUCUAAAUGUGAUUAGUGAUUUUUGUUUGUCUAUCAAUGAUCUACUUACUGUAGGAGUAACUCUUGUAUAGUUACUUCAUUCA
Molecule: messenger RNA, 1993 nt
Organism: Trifolium pratense (red clover)
Lineage: Eukaryota; Viridiplantae; Streptophyta; Magnoliopsida; Fabales; Fabaceae
Product: DDB1- and CUL4-associated factor 8
Exons: 5
Coding region: 224-1645 (473 amino acids)
Cellular component (GO): Cul4-RING E3 ubiquitin ligase complex; cytoplasm
Molecular function (GO): protein binding
Source: RefSeq, a predicted model, not a curated record